AUGACCUACAGGCGCAGCGGGGCGGCCUCGGUGGUGCUGAACGUGGGCGGCGCCCGGUACUCGCUGUCCCGGGAGCUACUGAAGGACUUCCCGCUGCGCCGCGUGAGCCGGCUGCACGGCUGUCGCUCGGAGCGCGACGUGCUCGAGGUGUGCGACGACUACGACCGCGAACGCAACGAGUACUUCUUUGACCGGCACUCGGAGGCCUUCGGCUUCAUCCUGCUCUACGUGCGCGGCCACGGCAAGCUGCGCUUCGCGCCGCGGAUGUGCGAGCUCUCCUUCUACAAUGAGAUGAUCUACUGGGGCCUGGAGGGCGCGCACCUCGAGUACUGUUGCCAGCGCCGCCUCGACGACCGCAUGUCCGACACCUACACCUUCUACACGGCCGAAGAGCCGGGCGCGCUGGGCCGCGACGAGGCGCGAGCCGGCGGUGCCGAGGCGGCCCCCUCCCGGCGCUGGCUGGAGCGCAUGAGGCGGACCUUCGAGGAGCCCACGUCGUCCCUGGCCGCGCAGAUCCUGGCUAGCGUGUCGGUGGUGUUCGUGAUCGUGUCCAUGGUGGUGCUGUGCGCCAGCACACUGCCCGACUGGCGCGCCGCGGCGGCCGACAACCGCAGCCUGGAUGACCGGAGCAGGUACUCCGCCGGCCCUGGGAGGGAGCCCUCCGGGAUAAUUGAAGCUAUCUGCAUAGGUUGGUUCACUGCAGAAUGCAUUGUGAGGUUCAUCGUCUCCAAAAACAAGUGUGAGUUUGUCAAGAGACCCCUGAACAUCAUUGAUUUACUGGCAAUCACGCCGUAUUACAUCUCCGUGUUAAUGACAGUAUUUACGGGCGAGAAUUCUCAACUCCAGAGGGCUGGAGUCACCUUGAGGGUGCUUAGAAUGAUGAGGAUUUUUUGGGUGAUUAAGCUUGCCCGUCACUUCAUUGGUCUUCAGACACUCGGUUUGACUCUCAAACGAUGUUACCGAGAGAUGGUUAUGUUGCUUGUCUUCAUUUGUGUUGCCAUGGCAAUCUUUAGUGCACUUUCUCAGCUUCUUGAACAUGGGUUGGACCUGGAAACAUCCAACAAGGACUUCGCCAGCAUUCCUGCUGCCUGCUGGUGGGUGAUUAUCUCUAUGACUACAGUUGGCUAUGGAGAUAUGUAUCCUAUCACAAUGCCUGGAAGAAUUCUUGGAGGAGUUUGUGUUGUCAGUGGAAUCGUUUUAUUGGCAUUACCUAUCACUUUUAUCUACCAUAGCUUCGUGCAGUGUUAUCAUGAGCUCAAGUUUAGAUCAGCUAGAUAUAGUAGGAGCCUCUCCGCUGAGUUCCUAAAUUAA
Messenger RNA from Mesoplodon densirostris (Blainville's beaked whale), 1311 nucleotides. RefSeq names its product potassium voltage-gated channel modifier subfamily G member 3 (gene KCNG3). Gene Ontology annotation, molecular function: protein binding; delayed rectifier potassium channel activity. Gene Ontology annotation, cellular component: voltage-gated potassium channel complex; membrane. NCBI's taxonomy places the organism in Eukaryota, Metazoa, Chordata, Mammalia, Artiodactyla, Ziphiidae. The record is from RefSeq and is a predicted model, not a curated record. The transcript is spliced from 2 exons. Gene Ontology annotation, biological process: protein homooligomerization; potassium ion transmembrane transport. Bases 1 to 1311 code for a protein of 436 amino acids.